AUGCAGCAUGUGAGGCACCUCGAGGAAUGUAUCAAGCGCUGUCAAGAUGGCAUGGAUGAAAUCGACGCUGUGGUGGAUGAAUUUGGAAAAUGCAUCGUGGACGACGAGAAGGUGCUGCACUUGUGGCAAUCUAUUGAGAGAAGCGAGGUUGAGUUGUUACAUGCACUGGCAGUCUGUGAUACAUCUGUUCACAGCAGUUACUUUCGGGUCAUGUACCUUCUUUCCCAUGGGGACGAGGUAUUGGCACAGAUGCAACUUGCAAAAGAGCGACUUCUCAGGUGUUUUCGUUUUAUAGCGGCAAAACGAGACAGAGGAGUGAUGGCUGCGACAGCGCCUACGGAUGGCAUGGAUGCGACCGGGUCAGCGGCUGUUGACUAUCUUGUGAGGGAGGCAGCAACGAUUCUCAGUGAGCUGAGAGACCGUGGUCAACACCUUGUUGACAACGCUGUGCUAAUUCAAAAGAAAUUAGUUUAUUCUUUGCGAGGAGAAGGUGAUGUCAUGAUGGAACUCCAUCAACAAGACGAAGAUCAAUCGGGAGGAAUGAAACUUGAAUAUCCGCUCCAUAUAUUUCCAUCAUUUCCGGAGGACGCGGAAAAGGAGAAAAAUGGAAUUGCGGUUCUCUCAAAGUUGAAGGAGGAUCAUGGCAUUGAAUCGUGGACUCCAUGGGAAGAAUCGAACGCCAUUUGGACCGACUUGCAGCUAAUGAAAAUGUCCCUUCGUAAUGCUUUUUCCGCGGCUGCAUGCAAACACUAUUUUGUGGCUGCCUAUGAUUUUGCAUUAGUGAUGAAGCUGCUUGCCACAAAAUGCUGCACCGUGGAGGAGUUGCUGAUGACAGUUUUGUCGCUGGAAUACCGCAGGGAAGGAGAUUCUUCACUGUCGCACUUUAUAAAGACCUCCGAACUGACUGAAAGGGCGACAUCACCUUGGGCUGCCUCGAUAUUGUCUAAAAUGCAUCCUAAUGUACUGUCCAAAGAGUUUUUUCUUGCACGUGGCAAUCCGAUGCCGCCAUACUUCAUUUCCCUCACAUUUGUCUCGUUGGUGUGGAACACCGCUUUUUGUUUGUGGCAGAAGGGAUGCGUGAAAGAGGCACAUCAGUGGCUGUGUGAGAUUGACUUGGAGCGUCUUUUUAUCCUUGCGGGUGCAACGGAGAAGGGGACUGAAAAAGAAGGCGUUAAUGGCGUGUGCGGUUUAAUGACGCGGCAUCGUUUCACGGAAUACGGCGAAAGGAUUUCAUUGGAAACACACGUGGGCCGAUCCGACCCUUUUGAAUCAGCACACGUAGAUGAGGGCGGCAAGUUAAAAGGGCCUCGGGGAGAGUAUCAAGAGUCGGCACGUCUUUAUCCGCUUCUGUGCCGCAUUGUCUGUUUGCGCAAUUUGUGUGCUGUGUUACUUCUUUGCACCACGCCGCAGGAUGUCUUGUUUCUUCUUUUACACUUUCACAGUGCCCUUCAGUGGCAGGCGCAGUGUGUGUUGCCUCAAAGCGACUGUGUAAACUGGGAAGAGCGUGAAUUCAAAAGAGGGCAGCCUCAUACAGAUGCCACGGCUGAGGUAUUAACGGUGGCGAUGCUUGUUGUUGAGUACUAUCUUACCCAACGUGUGAUUGUAACCGUGGAGUCGUCCGUAUCGUCAGGGUCCCCCUCGCCCAUGGAAGUUGAGAUGGCAGUGCACCAGGUGUGCGAUGAGCUAAUCUGCUUUCUUAGUUCUGCGAAACUGUCAGGCGUGGAAGAAUUGGAACAGCAUGGAUUUCCACCCGCUUGGCAUGUUCGGUAUGAUGACGAAAGUAAUGUAAGAAAUGAUGACUCCGACAGUUCCGUGGGACCUUCGUGGCUCACGGUGCAAGUUAUUGGCAUGACGCAAGCAUUUGCCUCGGGAUUUCGCAGCAGCAAUUUUUAUCGGCGCGCUUUUGCAGCCGGAGAAACAAACGCGAUACAUCGAGGGGCGGUAGGGGAUGGGAUGAAGCCAGUAGAGAAGCGUUCGACAUGGUCAAGUUCUUUUGCAAAUAGAAUGCAGAAUACGGCUCGAUUCAUUAUGAAAAGUGUGGGUGGCUCAUGGGAGGGGGGUGAAGAUACCGAAGCCGCUAGAAAAUCUUCUUUUUUGAGCAGCGAACUGCGUGCAAUUCUUUUGUUACCACAAUGUUUUGAGGUAAAGGAAUAUUUACGGGCGGAAAAAGGGCCAGGUGAUCUUUGCUUUCCGUCCUUGCAUGGGGUUGGGCUUCCGUUAUUACCGGAAGAAGAGUUGGUUGAUGGCUCCUGCAAGAGUUCGGAAGAUUUGGAAUGGCGGUUAUUGGUUAUUGCCUGCCGAUAUAGCAAAUCCCAGUCAUUAGUUUCAUUGGUGCCGCAUAGCAGCACUGAUGACAGUGACGGACUUCUUGACAUUGUUAUCCCAGAGCUCAACAAUUCUGCGAGGAUGCUAAUGAGUGAGCUCAAGGUCCAUGCCGGGGACGAGUGGCUGCCUGUAUGGAAACAUGAGAGGAGCCUGAGUGCGGGUCGUGUCCGUACCUCUAAGCUUUUGGCAGCAUUGGAGCGAGGGACGUUCAUGUCCGUGGUGCGGGAUAAUCCGCGGCGUGACGGUGCAGAUAUUGGGCACCAUGGGGAGAGGGCCGCACAUCCUGAGAAGGAAUUUUUGCAUGACACCAUUUUUACUAGGAACUCAAUUCCACCAGCUGCCGAUGUCAUGAAAAACAAUGAAAAUGUCGCGGAGGAACACAAGGGCGAAGCGGAGGGGUCGGCUGCUCGGUUGUGGGAUUCUCCAGUCUCAACGUAUACACCGCCCAUUCAUUUUGAUUUUUCAGCCUUUACUUCGGGUUCUGCAGAGGCACUGCAGGCAACACGGCAAAUUGUGGAUGAUCUGCUACGCGGACAAGAGGCAGCAGAAAACGCCGCUGCUAAUGGCGAAGAGAUGACAGCUGAGAGUAAUACCCACUGCAUGAGUGUCCUCACACCCAAUUCACGACAACUUCUUCACGAGGAGUUGCCGAGUAUAUGGCAGUUCAUGCCCUGGAGACUUAUUUACAGCAGUCGUCAUCAUGGAUUUAGCUUCAACGCUAUGCUGUCGUGCAGUCAACGAGAAGCCGAUGCGUCACGGGAGCAUGGAAGAAUAUCGCCUAUGCUUCUUGUAAUUGAACUUAUGACAACAAACCGGAGGGCAUCAACAAGUGACGAGGAUGGGCCGACAAAACUUGUGAUUGGUGCAUGUUUAUCAGAACCUUUACACACAGGGACGCGCCGGUUUUACGGUAACAGUGGGACAUUUGUUUUUCAGUUACUACUAUCAUCAGCCGCCUCCCAAUCGGCGUCACCACAAUUACGUAUAUAUCGAGCCACAGGAAGGAAUCAACAGUUUAUCAACACCAUGUCACAUAGUCUUGCAAUUGGAGGCGGCGGUGGUUGCAGUAUUUUCUUCAACGACACAAUAACGCAUGGUUCCACUGCAGCAUGUGCCACGUUUGACGCCCCGCCACUUACACAUUGGAGCACCUCGUCAUCUUUUCUGUCGUGGUCCUCCGAUGUUGCAGCAGAAGGAGCAACGAAGGACGAUUCGACAUUGAGCUACGCCUUUGAUGUUUGCUCACUAGAGCUACUUGUGAUUGGAGAUUAA
This is a messenger RNA of Trypanosoma cruzi, 3597 nucleotides long. RefSeq lists its product as uncharacterized. The transcript has a single exon. Lineage: Eukaryota; Euglenozoa; Kinetoplastea; Trypanosomatida; Trypanosomatidae. Bases 1 to 3597 code for a protein of 1198 amino acids. The record is from RefSeq and is a predicted model, not a curated record.